Molecule: messenger RNA, 1158 nt
Organism: Aspergillus sclerotioniger CBS 115572
Lineage: Eukaryota; Fungi; Ascomycota; Eurotiomycetes; Eurotiales; Aspergillaceae
Product: class I SAM-dependent methyltransferase
Exons: 1
Coding region: 308-1135 (275 amino acids)
Source: RefSeq, a predicted model, not a curated record
GCAGAUUCCAUGCCCACCAUCAAGGUGGCGCAUUUACCAUCGGCUGGGGGGGAGGGGCAAAUUUGGAUGGCUUAUAAUACAAAGGGGACAACCUAAAGCUCAUUAAUCAGACCAAGGGAGACAACGAUACAAGUAAACUGCUCCGGGGCAAAAGCGAGGGAGAGAUACUACUUGACCAUGCUCAGUGACAGCAAGAGGAAAAGAGAUGAUAUCACAACGACGGAGUUACCGGACAUAGGAGAUAGGCCAGUUACUUAACCAACCUGACUGACAGCCGACCGAUUUGCCUUCCACCUCAGCAUCCAAGAUGGCCUCCCAAGUCUCCCUCAUUCAAUCCAUCUACGAUGAGCGCAGCGAAAACUACGACAACUCUCACCAUGGUGCCCUGGCCGAAGCAUACAUCCGCACCGCCGAACCAAAAGACGGCGAAAGCGUACUUGACCUCGCCUGCGGUACAGGCCUAGUAUCGUUUCUCGCAGAGAAGAAGGUCGGCACAUCCGGGCACGUCGUCGGAAUCGAUAUCAGCCCGGGCAUGCUGGACGUCGCGCGUCGAAAGGCCCAUCAAGCCGGAUCAGAAGUCACGUUCCUUCAGCAUGACAUUUCCCACUUGACUGGUUUGGAUAUUCUCCCCCCGGGGUCGGAUGGGUUCGAUUUGAUUACUUGUGCUGCUGCACUGGUAUUGCUGCCAGAUCCAGCUCAGGCGAUCAAGAACUGGGCGGUAUGGUUGAAGCCAGGUGGCAGACUCGUCACAGAUGUCGCGGCCAAGGAUGUCCAUGUCCCCAGUCGGAUUCUACGCCGCAUCAGUGAUGAUCUGGGCGUGUCACUGCAGUGGGAUGAGAGCUGGGUGCAGGAUGAACGGUCUCUCGGGGAUCUUCUCGCCAGUGCGGGAUUGGCUGUUAAGACGCUCUUCCUGACAAAGUCAUUCCAGGAUCGCGUUUAUAAGGUCGCUGAUGCGGGAGAGGCCUUCGACAAGGCUGUCUCGAGCCCGAUGUUCCGAAACUUUGGGCGUCCCGCUAUUCGCGACGAGGCGAAGAGAUUGUUUGUGGAGAAAUUUACCGAGGAAGCGGGUCUUUCGGGGGUAUUAAUAGAUGAGGCGAAGAUGUACAUGGCCGUUGCCCAUAAAGAUUUGCAAUAGGAUGCGGAAUAGGAAUCGUAGAG